GGCUCUGCUUGCCCCACGGUGUCCACCGCAGCCCUGGGGUCUCCCAGCCCCUCCUCCCUGGAUAAGGAAGCAAAGGAGCUGGUGAACGAGAUGCUCUCGCCUGGCUUGAAGUUGGGGGGCACCUCGGUGCCCGUGGCCAGCCUGGAGGAGAAGGAUGCACCCCAAAAGCAGCUCCUGGAGCUGAGGGGCCGCCUGGGCAAGAUCCACAGCCUGGUGCAGAAGAUCAAGGGCGGAGCUGCCGACCUGGAAUCCAGCGGUGACCUAAAGAGCCGAUUGAAACGGGCCCGGUUGCUGGAAUCCCAGAUUCGCCAGAGGAAACUCUCCCCAAAAGAGGAAAGGAAGGAGCCGGAAUCCACCGCAGAGACCAGUGAGAAGGUGCCAGCCUACCAGCGCUUCCACACCCUCGCGGAAGACGUGCCCCCCAGCCUGCUCCUGCCCUACAAGUACAAAGUGCUGGCCGAGAUGUUCCGCAGCACGGACACCCUCGUGGCCAUGAUGUUCAACCGCCUGGAAGCGGUCACCUUUGCCAAGGUCAAGAAAGGCGUGCAGGAGAUGACCCGCAA
Molecule: messenger RNA, 563 nt
Organism: Thamnophis sirtalis
Lineage: Eukaryota; Metazoa; Chordata; Lepidosauria; Squamata; Natricidae
Source: RefSeq, a predicted model, not a curated record